This is a messenger RNA of Hansenula ciferrii, 219 nucleotides long. It is a transcript of the gene ATX1, whose product is annotated as copper metallochaperone ATX1. Gene Ontology annotation, cellular component: cytosol. NCBI's taxonomy places the organism in Eukaryota, Fungi, Ascomycota, Saccharomycetes, Phaffomycetales, Wickerhamomycetaceae. The record is from RefSeq and is a predicted model, not a curated record. Bases 1 to 219 code for a protein of 72 amino acids. The transcript has 2 exons. Gene Ontology annotation, molecular function: copper chaperone activity; metal ion binding. Gene Ontology annotation, biological process: copper ion transport.
AUGUCUGAUCAUCAAUACCAAUUCAACGUUAAAAUGUCCUGUUCAGGUUGUUCAAAUGCUGUUAAUAAAGCAUUAUCAAGAAAAGAAGAAAAUUCCAAAAUUGACAUCUCAUUAGAAAAUCAAUUGGUUGAUGUUACUUCAAGCUUACCAUAUGAAGAUGUUUUAGCCACAAUUCAAAAAACUGGUAAAGAAGUUAUCAGUGGUAAAACAAUUGCCUAG